Messenger RNA from Colossoma macropomum (tambaqui), 3708 nucleotides. RefSeq names its product titin-like. The transcript is spliced from 17 exons. NCBI's taxonomy places the organism in Eukaryota, Metazoa, Chordata, Actinopteri, Characiformes, Serrasalmidae. The record is from RefSeq and is a predicted model, not a curated record. Gene Ontology annotation, molecular function: transmembrane signaling receptor activity. Bases 1 to 3708 code for a protein of 1235 amino acids. Gene Ontology annotation, biological process: cell surface receptor signaling pathway.
AUGUUCCCCCUUUCUUUAGAUCUACCCAGAGCUACACUAACUGUAGAACCAGAGAGUCCUGUGUUCGCUGGAGAGCCAGUCACUCUGAAGUGUGAGAUAGAAUCUUGUUACUGGAAAUAUCAGUGGUAUCAAGGCUACAGCAGCAAUGUAGUCCAUCAGUCUCAGACAAACACCUUCACCAUCAGUUCAGCAGCAGAUCAGGAUCAGUACUGGUGUAAAGGUGAGAGCGAUAACAGCCCCACAUCAUCACAACUCAGCAAUCCCGUUACUCUUACAGUGAAAGAUUUACCCAGAUCUACACUGACUGUAGAGCCCAAAUGGAGUCCUGUGUUCACUGGAGAGUCAGUCACUCUGAAGUGUGAGAUAGAGUCUUACAGUAACUGGAGAUAUCAGUGGUAUAAAGGCAGCAGUAGCACUGCAGUCAAUCAGCCUCAGACAAACACCUUCACCAUCAGAUCAGCAGCAGAUCAGGAUCAGGAUCAGUACUGGUGUAGAGGAGAAAGGGAUGAGAGACCAACAUCAUCACAACCCAGCAAUACUGUUACUCUCACAGUGAAAGAGAGACCAAAAGCUGUGGUGUCUAUAAAUUCUGACAAACAGGUGUUCAGAGGAGAGACUGUCACUCUCAGGUGUGACAUACAGGGAGAAGGUGUCUCUAACUGGCAGUACAGCUGGUUUAAAGAUGGUUCAUCCACUCCGGUCAGUAAUGAACAGCAGUACACAAUCAGCUCCGUUACCAAGUCUUACAGUGGAAAAUACACCUGUAGAGGAACAGAGAGAGAAACAUCACGCUACUCACACACCAGUGAUGCUGUUACACUGACUGUAUCAGAAAAACCUAAACCUGAACUCACAUCAAGCCAUAAAGGAGCUGCACUGAUAGGAAAUCCAGUGGUUCUGUACUGUAAGCUAGAUCAGUCUGCUGGAUGGAAGUUUUACUGGUUCAAACACACACAGAACCCUGAGAAUGAGACCAAGACUGAAACACACUCCUACACCAUCAGCUCAGUCAGUGUCUCUGAAGGAGGACAGUACUGGUGCAGAGCUGGGAGAGGAAACCCAGUCUACUACACUCACUACAGUGAUGCCCUCUGGAUGAACGUCACUCAUGGUGCUGUUAUCCUGGAGAGUCCUGUUCAUCCUGUAUCUGAGGGAGAUCCUCUGACUCUGCGCUGUUUAUAUCGCCACACAAAGCCCUCAAACCUCACAACUGAGUUCUAUAAAGACGGUUCACUCCUCCAGACUCAGACUACAGGAGAGAUGACCAUCCUUACUGUCUCAAAAAAGAGGGGGGGGGGAUGGAUGAAGCUGUCCCCCAGUCUGCUGGUCCUGGCCCAGAGACUCCGCAGUCUCCUCCCUGAUGGCAGCAGGCUGAAGAAGCUGUGUAGUGGUGUCUUGCGGCAGCACACGGUGCAGGCGCCGUACCACACGGUGAUGCAGCUGGUCAGUAUGCUCUCGAUGGAGAGGUCCUCUGUGACAUGCACACCCAGGAACUUGGUGCUUUUCACCCUCUCCACAGCAGCACCGUUGAUGGUCAGAGGAGCAUGCAGGGUACACAUUCUCCUGAAGUCCACAACGAUCUCCUUCGUCUUCUCAAAGUUCAGAUGGAUUGUUGUGUCUACACCACAAAGCCAGGCGGCUCACCUCACCCCUGCAGUUUGUCUCAUCGUUGUUGCUGAUGAGACCCACUACAGUCGUGUCGUCUGCGAACUUGAUGAAGAGAUUGGAGUUGUGCAACGGCUCCGUGUAUCUCUGCUGUCGCUGAAGCGAUGGGCUAUCCUCCGGGAGUACUGCCUCUUUGCCUUUCUGAUGCCGCAGGACGGGUUGGUCCUAGCUGCCCUCAGGCCCACCUCAUCUCCUGCUGAGAAGGCAGCAUUCCUGGCCUUCAAUCUACCCAGAGCUACACUGACUGUAGAGCCCAAAUGGAGUUUUGUGUUCACUGGAGAGUCAGUCACUCUGAAGUGUGAGAUAGAGUCUUACAGUAACUGGAGAUAUCAGUGGUAUAAAGGCAGCAAUAGUACUGCAGUCAGUCAGUCUCAGACAAACACCUUCACCAUCAGAUCAGCAGAAGAUCAGGAUCAGGAUCAGGAUCAGUACUGGUGUAGAGGAGAGAGAGAUAACAGACCCUCAUCAUCACAACUCAGCAAUCCUGUUACUCUCACAGUGAAAGCUUUACCCAGAGCUACACUGACUGUAGAGCCCAAAUGGAGUCCUGUGUUCACUGGAGAGUCAGUCACUCUGAAGUGUGAGAUAGAGUCUUACAGUAACUGGAGAUAUCAGUGGUAUAAAGGCAGCAGUAGCACUGCAGACUAUCAGUCUCAGACAAACACCUUCACCAUCAGAUCAGCAGAUCAGGAUCAGGGUCAGUACUGGUGUAGAGGAGAGAGAGAUAACAGACCCUCAUCAUCACAGCUCAGCAAUACUGUUACUCUCACAGUGAAAGAUCUACCCAGAGCUACACUGACUGUAGAGCCCAAAUGGAGUUUUGUGUUCACUGGAGAGUCAGUCACUCUGAAGUGUGAGAUAGAGUCUCACAGUAACUGGAGAUAUCAGUGGUAUAAAGGCAGCAAUAGUACUGCAGUCAGUCAGUCUCAGACAAACACCUUCACCAUCAGAUCAGCAGAAGAUCAGGAUCAGGAUCAGGAUCAGUACUGGUGUAGAGGAGAGAGAGAUAACAGACCCUCAUCAUCACAACUCAGCAAUCCUGUUACUCUCACAGUGAAAGAGAGACCAAAAGCUGUGGUGUCUAUAAAGCCAGAUGCACAAGUGUUCAAAAGAGAGACUGUCACUCUCAGAUGUGACAUACAGGGAGAAGGUGUCUCUAACUGGCAGUACAGCUGGUUUAAAGAUGAUUCAUCCACUCCGGUCAGUAAUGAACAGCAGUACAGAAUCAGCUCUGUUACAGAGACUAAUGGUGGAAAAUACACCUGUAGAGGAACAGAGAGAGAAACAUCACGCUACUCACACACCAGUGAAGCUGUUACACUGACUGUAUCAGGUGAGUAUAUCUCUCCUGCAGUGUCUCUGAUGGUCAGUCCCAGCAGAUCUCAACACUUUAGUGCUGACUCUCUCUCACUGAGCUGUGAGGGACAGAGUGACUCUAUUGGAUGGAGAGUGAGACGAUACACACACAGUGAGAAGGUGUCAGAUUGUUCAUCAGGCUGGGGAUCAGUUACAGGAUCUACAUGCAACAUCCAGUUCCUUUACCCAACCCACACUGGAGUGUACUGGUGUGAGUCUGAAUCUGGAGAGAGCAGCAAUCCUGUCAACAUCACAGUGCACAGUGAUGAUGUAAUUCUGGACAGUCCUGUUCAUCCUGUGACUGAGGGAGAUCCUCUGACUCUGCGCUGUUUAUAUCACCACACAAAGCCCUCAAACCUCACAGCUGAGUUCUAUAAGAAUGGAUCACUCCUCCAGACUCAGACUACAGGAGAGAUGACCAUCCAUACUGUCUCAAAGUCAGAUGAAGGUCUCUACCACUGUAAACACCCAGAGAGAGGAGAGUCACCACAGAGCUGGAUCUCAGUCAGAGGUCUGUCCAAUUCAGGAGCUUCAUUCUCAGUGUUCAGUCUGCUCAGUAGUUUAAUGGCAGCGUCUCCGUAUCUGCUGGUGUCCAUCAUACUGGCACUCAAAUGCUACAAAGCUCGAGCUAAACCUGAGGAAACUAACAGAACAGAAGCAGCAACAGAAGCUGAAGAAUCUUGCUGA